GUAAACCAACCAGUCCUGGCGUAGAGGUUACCAGACAAACUCCGUUCAAAUCUCCGAAACUCGGAUCAAACCUGUGAUAUAAACUCAGUGUUUAGUUACCUAAAUCUAACCAUGGGGUUCUGCAGUGCCAUGACGUUGGCUUUCGCGACGAUUUUUAGUUUAGUUUCAAUCGCUCUGCUCGCGAUUGCAUUCGCGACGGAUAACUGGGUAACCAUCUCGGUUAAACGAGAACAGCUAAAGGAGUUAGAUGAGUUUGCUGAGAGUUCUCUUGUUAACGAGAGUCCCCUCUACUUUACCCGGACAAGAGGUCUCUUCCGAGAAUGUUUUCCUGGCGAGAAAUCUGAAGACCCGGAAAAGACCUCUGCACCUCUUGGUGAUCUGGUUGAACUGUACAUGAGUCCUGUGGAAACGUACUGCAGAAACCUGGAUUACUAUAUUCCUGACGAGGGCAGAUCUAAGGAAUUAACUGGAGAAGAGAUGGUCAGAAUACAUAUGGGUCGUGCCAUGAUAGCUCUGUUUAUCGUGGGAUUCUUCUUCAUCUGUGUCUCGUUUAUUGCUGGAGCCAGAGGCUGCUGGAAGACCAGUCCCACUAAUAUCACAGCCUCUGCUGUACUCAUGCUUGUUGCUUGUAUGUUCAGUGCUGCUGGUAUGGGAUUAUGGCAUGGAGUUGAACACUGGGAAAUGAACAAGAUCAAUGUAGAGACAAACACUGAACUUUUCGUCAAGUCAUGGCCGGAGAAACUUCGUGAGAAGACUGAGUUUAAGUACGACUGGUCCUAUAUUGUAUCAUGGAUCGGAGUAGGACUUGAGCUACUUUCUGCUAUUCUUUUCAGCCUGGCCGCUGUCUGUAUUAGAACCGACAAAGAACGAGAAGAGGCGAUGAAUAUGCAAUAUCUUAUGCCAGUGUAUCAGCAGAAGCAACAUCAACAGCAAUAUGGACCUUAUGGAUACGCAGCCUACCCUGGUCCUUACUACGGGUCCCAAUAUGGUCCAUACUAAAUCUAUUAGUCUAUUCUAAGGAUUUAAAUGUGGUCCAUACAAAGUGCUAUGGUCCAAAUCAAGAUGCUCUAUUUUAUGGUUCUAUAUAUGGUCCAUAGUAAGAUGUUUGGUCCAUAUUAAUAAUUUUUAUACUAAUCAAUAUGGUCCAAUAUAAGGGUCUUGAAAUGGUUCAUAACUGGCUUCAUGUUCCUUUUAAUGGUUUUAACAAAUAGUCCAUAAAAAGGGUCGAUUCUCGAAAAACCUAAUUUUAGAUGGUUCCUUUUACUGAUUCAUGUAUGGUCCAUUAAAACAUUUAGGUCAUAUGAAGGAUCCUAAUAUGGACCAUACAAGCCAAGAUGGUCCAUGAUCAAAAGAAUGUUUUAGUUUAGGUCCAUACUAAACCUCAAAUACAUAGUACUUUAUAUACUUCGGAAUCAAGUUGAUAAGUACAUAUAAGUCCAAGUAUUAUCCAUAGAAAACUGUUUUUGUUUUUUAUGUACAGUAUUGUCGUACAGUAAACUGUAAAGUGUACGUCAAAAUAAAACUCUGUGUGCAGUCAAAAAAAAAACUUUUUCGUCAAGAAAUAUUUAUCCAAAAUAAGCUCUGAUGAUUCAUGUGUACUAUGAUGUAUUUUAAAUAAAUUGAAUGUAAAUAAUCUAAGUUUGUUUACGUUUAUUCCCACAAACUGCAGUACAAUCUUUAUACCAUCUUUGAAUACUUCUAGCGAUAUUAUUUCUUGACUGAACUAAGCUGUAAAAACAACACAGUCAAAUGUAAA
Eurytemora carolleeae is the source of this 1756-nucleotide messenger RNA. RefSeq lists its product as uncharacterized. Gene Ontology annotation, cellular component: membrane. Lineage: Eukaryota; Metazoa; Arthropoda; Copepoda; Calanoida; Temoridae. The record is from RefSeq and is a predicted model, not a curated record. Bases 112 to 999 code for a protein of 295 amino acids. The transcript is spliced from 8 exons.